Molecule: messenger RNA, 3314 nt
Organism: Truncatella angustata
Lineage: Eukaryota; Fungi; Ascomycota; Sordariomycetes; Amphisphaeriales; Sporocadaceae
Exons: 3
Coding region: 1-3288 (1095 amino acids)
Cellular component (GO): nucleus
Molecular function (GO): DNA binding; ATP-dependent activity, acting on DNA
Source: RefSeq, a predicted model, not a curated record
AUGUUAUUCACGAACAUUUCCAGCUCAAUGCCUUCAAGUGGUACUCAGACUCAACCAGACGGGGCUGUGGUUGUGAGUGGUGCGCAGGGUAUCGGAGCAGAGCAGGCAAUCGCCCGAAUUUCUGCACAACUCCAGCGCUUCACUGAUGUUGUUGAAUGGUCUGGAAAGCCUGAUCUAGAUCUUACUCUAGUUGUCGGCAGAGGUACUGAUGACAUACCGCAAGAUGACACCCUCUCAAAUUUCGUUGAAGCUGAAUUCUUCGAUGGUAAAGGAAAGCGUUUGCCACAUCAAUAUGACGUCGAAGCCUUGAGAAAGUGGUUUGAGACAGUAGUGAUUGGUCUCCGAGACGGGCAAACAGCCGAGGGAUCGUUCAGAAAGGGAGAUGAUAUCAGACUACUCGACCAUUCCCACGUCAAGCUUGGUGAACCUAGCUGGCGUGUGUUUCUCACACGAGUUAUGGCUGGCACGUUGCGACUUCCGAUUCAUGUAAAAACCGGGUUGGGUUAUAUCGAAUUCCACAACCCGAACGCUAACUACCCUUCGAAACGGCUAGAGCUAGGUAGGCACGACGUGAGCAACUCUAGCAUCACAUCCUCCACAUCUAAGAUACGCAAGAGAACACACGUUCAAGCCCCUUCAGCCAACCCUGAUGAUAUCUUCAUAAACAUCAACGAUGUAUUCAGAACAUCGCCAACCGUGUUGGACGAACCAGACCCACAAAGCCUGAUGAACGAAAUCAAUCCAAGUCUCGGCGACCGUUCGGAGAUAUGGACGCGCACAUGUCGAUUCUUUCAAUGUCCAGAGGAUACUACUGAGCUCCACGUCGCGGGUAUCAACGCACCAGUAAAAGGACACCAGCUAGAGGCUGCAUAUGCUAUCCUCACGCAAAUGAACACAAGUAUUGCUACGAUUAUGCUUAGCGACGCAAUGGGGCUCGGAAAGACCUUGGAGGUGUUCCUUGUCAUUGUUCUGUUCCAUCAAAUAAAGUUCGCGAGGGAGCAAAGGCUCGGACAUCUUCCAGCGGAUGUCAAAUCCGAGCCUGGGCUGCAAUGCCCACUGCAGGACACAUCACCGUUUAACUUCGUAUGUCCUUGCAACCCCCUGGGCGAUGCGAGCAUGAUUGCCCGGGUAUUGCCAGAUCUACCCAGUAUCAUUACUGUCCUACCUGGAUCAAUGGGCCAGUGGGUCGAGCAGUGGGACAAAUUCGUGGUCCAAACAGCGUCUGGAAAUUACCCGCACGAGGCUAUUGUCAAGCUUUUGGUUGAACAUCCUGAUUUUCCCGAUCGUCAAUGCAAAUAUAUAGUGGAAUUGACACACGCAUUUGUUGAACCCCUGAACAGAGGAACCCCUUCCAGGCCGUUGUGGGACUAUAAAACUUCAGCAGGCAAUACUAUUCCUGGCAACUGGCAAAGGCCUACUACGGCGAUAACGGUUAUCGGAUUGGGUGCCUCGUUCAUGUUUCUCGAUGAAUCCCAUCGGUAUUCCGGUGCAAUUUCGGGUGCCGAAACUGAGGCAAUUCGAUUUCUCCGAACUUUGAGGAUGUAUGGCAAAAAGCCUGUCCUGGCCGUACCUGUCUCCGGAGAAUUAAAAGAUUCUGGGCCUGCGUACUGGUGGCCGUUCUUAAACCACGCCCUGGACACAGCACGCGACCACAAGUGGUCCCUUGACCUCGCAGGGAUCAAUGAGAUCAAGAAUCUCAAACCAUAUGUUGGGGAUUACCAAUGGCUAGCAAAAAACUUACACAGAACGAACAAUAAGAGAGAACAAGCCGAGCUGAAAACCAACCUGCGUAUUAUGUUCAGUCAAUUGCUGUCUCAGACCAUGAUAGCCAGGAAACAGUCAGAUAUGUUCCAAGGGCGCAAAAUUGUCAAUGUAUCAGAAAUAGAAGUGAGCGAUGAGCUUUUACAAAUACCAGCUGGGCUUGCAAAAGAUGCGAUCGACCUUCUCAAUUCUAGGUGCCGGCUAUUUCUCCAACGCUUGUACGAUGAACAAAUGACAGUGUAUGCGAGAGGUGAGAUUCCCAAGCCAACACACGCCGCAGUCCAAAGCGCGUUCCUGGACGAUUAUGACCACAUAAGCAACAUGCGAUAUUACAAUGGUCAAGAUGCAACCUUUCUUACAGCACAGCGAUCCACAGUAUGUCCAGCUGUCGCCGAACUGUCAGAAUUAAGAUUGUUUAGCGAAAAGUGGUACGAGUAUGAAGGUGUGAAAGAUUACAUGUCGAAGAUUUCAAAUAUUCUCUGUAACGGACACAUAAGCGGAAAUAUAUACAAAGAAAUUGAGACCAUCCUCGCGAACACGCCAUGGUGGAGCCGCCGCAGCGAACUGUAUCGAACGUCCACCAAACUCCAAUGGACAAAAAAUUGGAUUGAACGAAAUCUCCUGCAAGGCAGAGCCCUACGUCCGCUGCAGGUUGAAGACGGCGAUCAUAUGAACGUGCAGCACGCAGUUAUCUUCACAGAUAACCCGUUAGACUCAUUCUUGACAUUCAUGUUGCUAUACCCCAAGCUCCAGGAAGUCGACUUCAUGCUCCUGCACGCUCAUGUGCCGACCGGGCCAAGAAGAUUUGGUCCGAGCCUUCAUCACCGAUCAUACUACUCAGAAUGGAUGUCCAGAAAAUGUCCGGGGUGGGAUAGUCCCCCAAAAGUGCUCAUUACGUCUUACAACGUUGGCGGAUUUGGUCUCAAUCUUCAGAGGGCUAACAAUGUCAUCCUGCUGACCGAAGCGCCGAAUCCGAAGGUCGAGGCUCAGGCCAUCGCCCGAGUCAUGAGACUCGGACAGAGGCUGCCGAUGAGGGGCUUCAAGCUCAGGUAUGAGAGCCACGCAAUGGAAAGCGUUCGCUGUUGUGUGAACAACAACAAGUUGGCACUUGCAGCGGUCGUCCCAGAAGAGGCUGCCAUGGGAUCCCCUCCCGGUGUAGCCGAGCCGGCAGAUGAGUUGAGAGGCACGGCUGGCCAUUCCGCAGACCCGACAGACAUGUCGCCUGAUACAUCAAGCAACAUGGACGACAGUUCGCUCGAACUUAGCUCCGGGGGCGGAUUGUCUAGACAAGUGGACGAUGUUUCGUCUGCUACAUUGGCCAACACAGACGACACGCUCGAUCCAUAUCUCGAGCUAUAUGACUACAGGGGUAGAAUCUCAAGAGAAGCGGACGAUGAUUUAUCUGAUACAUUAGAUAAUACGGACGACACGCUCGAUCCACAUGACUACAGGGACGGGAUGCCAAGCCAAGUGGACGAUGAUUUAUCUGAUACAUUAGAUAAUACGGAUGAUACGCUCGACCUAUAAAGAGGCGGAAUGAUAAGCGGUUGUCG